Messenger RNA from Pyrenophora tritici-repentis Pt-1C-BFP, 1728 nucleotides. The record is from RefSeq and is a predicted model, not a curated record. Lineage: Eukaryota; Fungi; Ascomycota; Dothideomycetes; Pleosporales; Pleosporaceae.
AUGUCGCGUCCCAGCACGGUCGCUGCCCGAUGCGCCGCGCUAGGGACUUCGAUUGCUCAGGUCAUCCCGGACAUCAGCAGUUUUGCGCGAAAAGUCCGCCAUGCGCGGCACGAUUUGAACACCAUCAACACUCACCUAAUUGUUAUCAAGACAGCUCUUGGUAUUGCACAGGACGACUUUUCAGCGACAUGGGGCGAGUUGCCCCCGUCUCUUGUUGAUGCUGUAUCACGAGUGCUCGAUUCUUGUGAUGACACGAGCGAGCGCUUGCAUAAAGCGUUCGUCAAGCUCUCCUGUAGCGGCCAGCCAAAGGAUGAUUGGAGGGCGCUCAAGGACGGGCCGUUGGUGAACUUACGCCAUGACCUCGAUGCCUCAAAGGUCGUUCUGGAGUUGGCGCUAGACUACAUCACGCUAUUUGGCCAGCAAGACACAAUGGACUCUUUGGUGCAGAACUAUGUUAGCGGUUCUGUCACGCAAAGUGAUGACCUGCUGAAAAGGACUGACACGGAUGAAAUAUAUGUCAACCAAACAGCGCGAGAUAGGCUAUCUUCGCUAUUACAGGCAGUGCGUCUACUGCGAUCAUGCAUAACAGCUAUAUCAAGAGAAGGUGUUCCGUCAGGAUCGCAACGAGAAAGGAGGACCAUUAUCCCGCGGCCAGACUCAUUGGAACCUGCACUUGGUGAGACGCCGCGGAGUGGAAGGAAAAGUCCUAAUGAAAAGGCGCCGUCAACUAAAGAGGAGGGAAUUGGCACAUGGCUGGCGAAUAUUCCCUCGUUUACAGAUGCGCAGCCGUUAUCCUAUUCUUCCAUGGAGCGGACAACUGUUACAAGACUGGAGAUACCGCCAUCGCGGAACGAAAUGACGCCGUCACGUGGCACGUUCUACACAGACGACGGUCUAUCACCCAAUGCAACUCUUGUAGCGCCAGAGUCACGAUUGAAGAAGUCUUACAGCUGGUGUACUGACUUGUCAGGAAAAGCAAGCACUCGGUUACAGCUAGCAUCAAAACAUGCGUCGAGACACGCAUCUAGGUACACAUCAACGUUUUCUGGCUCAGACGUCUCCAUCUUCCACAAGAAGAUCACAUCCGACAAGAUAGCCGUCACAAAAGCCAAGAGAAAAGAGCUAGGACCAGGCCAGAGAGCAGCACUCGACAGGAUCCUAACAAACAUCCCAUCAGAAGCAACAGCAGCCGAAGUAGAAAGAGUUAUCUGGGAAGGCGCAAGUCCAAUGGCAUCGCACCCAGAAUUUGGCUACUUCUUCAUCCGAGCAGCAUACGAGAUGUCACCGGAUAUCCUAACUCUCCUCAUAGAGUUCGGGGCCGACAUUACCCGCACAAACUCCCCUUCUGCAGUGUACUACUCCGCCAUGCAUGCCGCAACUCUAGGACGGCAACUCGAAACCGUCAGGUAUCUUGCGUCGCUAGGUCAUUCAAUCGACUGCCCGGAUCACAACGGAGAGACACCACUUCACCUCGCCGUGCAGACUCCCGGCGCGUCUCCCAUCGCAAAGUACCUGGUGGAAGCGGGAGCAGACAUCGACUACGAAGCGAAGAAUGGGUUAACACCCAUACAUUCGACACUAAAAGCCAUGAAAUUGGAGGGCAGAGAGCGGAGUAGCUUGAUCGAGCUGCUGCUUGCCCAUGGUGCGGAGGGAGCGGCGGAGGUGAAGAGAGUCAUGGAGUGCAGACGGGAUGAUAAGAAGGGACGCAGUGUGCUGGGAAUAACAUAG